Messenger RNA from Culex pipiens pallens (northern house mosquito), 2811 nucleotides. RefSeq names its product chymotrypsin-1-like. NCBI's taxonomy places the organism in Eukaryota, Metazoa, Arthropoda, Insecta, Diptera, Culicidae. The transcript has 3 exons. The coding region runs from base 1 to 771 and encodes 256 amino acids. The record is from RefSeq and is a predicted model, not a curated record. Gene Ontology annotation, biological process: proteolysis. Gene Ontology annotation, molecular function: serine-type endopeptidase activity.
AUGAUAGCACAGCUAAUCGGUGCCGUUCUGCUACUCCAGGUAGCUACUGCUGCCCCCGGGGACCAACUAAAAAUCGUCAACGGGACGGAUGCCACGAUCGAGGACUACCCGUUCAUGAUCUCGCUGCGCGGUCGCACCGGUGGUCACUCCUGCGGUGGAAGCAUCCUCAACGAACGCUGGAUCCUGACGGCGGCCCACUGCGUUGAUUACUACUCUACGGUGUACUACCAAUCCGUGCAGGUUGGACGCUCCGACGUGUCCCGAGAGGUGGACGAAUCGAUCCAUUUCAUCGAAGAUGUGAUCGUGCAUCCGCACUACAAUCCUGGAAAUAGUGUCGUGAACGACAUUGCACUGAUUAGGUUGAGCACUUCGCUGGUGUUUGGCGAAACGGUUCAACCGGUUACGCUGCCAACGGUGAUAUGGUCCGAGGUUGAUCAGGAGGAUCCUAAAGUUACACUUAUUGGCUGGGGACUGCUGGAAACGGACGGAGAUCUGCCGACAAGGUUGCAGCAGGUGGACUACUUUGCGGUGCCCAACGAUCGGUGCAAUGAGUUCCACGAUGAGCAUAUCUAUCCGAACCAGAUUUGUGCGGCGGUUCCCGAGGGUGGCAAGGGACAGUGCAGUGGUGACUCUGGUGGACCGCUGCUCAACAACGGAGUGCAGGUUGGAAUUGUAUCGUGGAGCAUAAAACCAUGCACAGUAGCACCUUACCCGGGAGUGUUGACGAAGGUGUCCUAUUUCUUGGACUGGAUCGACGAAAAUAUGUACUGAAAUUAUUGCUUUGAGUAAAUUUUGAUUGAAACGGUUUAGCAAAAAACUAAUAAGGUUCUAUAUAUAGAUGAGUUCCACUGUAUUCUUGAAAUCACCACUUCUAAAUAAAGCAGAGCUACGGAGUCAAAACCAAAACCAAAACCAAAACCAAAACUUGCUGGAGUCCCGAGUUUUAAUAACAAAUGUUUACGGUAGUCUAACUCGCACGUGUAACAAACGCGUUCUGACCUGAAAUCCCUUUGGCCAGUUGUCACACUUACAUCAAUUUUCAGGGAGUGACAAGAUAGCACGACAAGAUUGAAACUACUUUCAUAUGUAAAGUGACAAAAAUGUACGAAGUUUUUUCGGAUUUCGUUGAAUAUCUCAGGAAAUCAAUUUUCUACCAAAACCGGAAAUGGAUUUUAUUUGUAUUUUUUUAUUUGGCUCAAACUUUGUGGGGGCCUUCCCUAUGACCAAAUAAGCUAUUUUGUGUCAUUGGUUUACCCAUACAAGUCUCCAUACAAUUUUGGCAGCUGUCCAUACAAAAAUGGUAUGUAAAUAUUCAAACAGCUGUAACUUUUGAGUGAAUUUUCUUCGGCAAAGUUGUAGAUAUUGUUCAGGACUAUUGAAAAAAAUAGGUACAAGGAAAAAAAAUUGCAGAUUUUUUUAUAAACUUUUUUUCGCAAAAACUCAAUUUCCCAAAAUACGUAUUUUUUGAUUUUACAGAUUUUUUUAUACGUUUUAGGAGACAAAAACUUGCAACUUUUGAGCCAUAGCAUGGUCAAAAAAUCUGCCGUCGAGUAAUAAUUUUUUUAAAAAAUGGCGAUUUUUGGAAAAAAUCUAAAUUUCAUGCAAAAACAAAUUUGACGUAAUUUUUUAAUGUAAAAUUGAAAUCCAAUCGAAAAGAACUUUCUAUUUUUAAAAAUAGUGAGUGACCAUUUCUUGAAAUAUAUGAUAUGAAACAAGAAAUAUGAAACAUUCGUGAAAUUUUCCGAUCUUUUCGAUAAAUAUAUUUUGUAAAUUUUUAAAUCAAGACUAACAUUAAAUGAACCAAACAUUGGAUAUUACGCCCAUUUAAAAUGCUAGUCUUGAUUUAUUUUUUUUUCAAAAUAUUUUUUUCGAAAAGAUCCGAAAAUUUCACGAAUGUUUCAUAUUUUAACAUUGAAAAUCGGACCUUUAGUUGCUGAGAUAUCGACAUUAGAAAAUGGUGGGUUGUUUAGGUGAAACUUAGAAAACUUCAAUUUUCGUGUUUCUUUUACUUAAAGUGGCUGUAUCUCAGCAACCGGAGGUCCAAUCUUCAAUGCCUCUUAGACAAUUUUAUAGCAAAUUUUCUGAACUUUUAAAAAAAAUAUUCAGAAAUGGUCACUCUUGGUCACUAUUUUUAAAAAUAUAAAAACUGCAAAUAUUUGCUCAAAUCAAACAUUCGGUGGCUAUAUCUUGAAAACAAAGCCCUUUAUCGAAAAAUCUGUAAAGUACUUUUCGAUUACAAAUACAAUUUUACAUUAAAAAAUUACGUCAAAUUUGUUUUAGCAUGAUAUUUGGAUUUUUUCCAAAAAUCACUAUUUUUUCAAAAAAUUAUUACUCAGCGGCAAAUUUUUUGACCUUGUUUCUUUAUGGCUCAAAAGUUGCGGGUUUUUGUCCCCUAAAACAUAUCAAAAAUCUCGAAAAUCAAAAAAUACGUAUUUUGGGAAAAUGGGUUUUUGUGAAAAAAAGUUGAUAAAAAAAUCCGCAAUUUUUUUCCCUGUAUGUAUUUUUUGCUCAAUAGUCCUCAACAAUACCUACAACUUUGCCGAAGACACCAAAUUGAUCAGAAAAUUCACUCAAAAGCUUCACUUACAGCUGUUUGAAUGUGUACAUACCAUUUUUGUAUGGACAGCAGCCAAAAUUGUAUCGAGACUUGUAUGAGUGAACCAAUGACACAAAAUAGCUUCUUUGGUCAUAGGGAAGGCCCCCACAAAGUUUGAGCCAAAUAAAAAAAUACAAAAAAUAAAAAUAGCCGAAAUCGGCCGAUUUUGUGCAGAGUUGCUCAGGAUUGAAAUCGAAUUUGGGGAUCUGUGAAGG